Rotaria sp. Silwood1 is the source of this 894-nucleotide messenger RNA. The record is from the annotation of a GenBank genome assembly. Lineage: Eukaryota; Metazoa; Rotifera; Eurotatoria; Philodinida; Philodinidae.
AUGGCUUCAGCUGUGCCAGCUCAAACUCCAAAUAUUGCAAAACAUCUUGAUAAAAAUGAACUUUAUCAAAUUGGUCCUAAUUUUUGGAAUGUUCGUGGUCGUUUUAAAAUUUUAAAAUUAAUUGAUAUUGGAACACAAAUGUCAAUAAUAAAAUUACGUAAUGGAAAAUUUCUUGUUAUUGAUACAGUUGAAAUGAAUGAUCGUCUUCAACAAGAAAUUGAUCAUUUAACUAAUAAUGGAGAAAAUAUUGAAGCUGUUAUUGGUACACAUCCAUUUCAUACAUUAUCAUUUUCAGCUUUUUAUCAAACAUAUCCAAAAGCAUCUUAUUAUGGAACACCAAGACAUUUGCGUCAAUUAACAGAUAUACCAUGGCGAGGAGAUCUUAGUGAUUGUAAUAUUAGAAAAAAAUGGGAACCAGAUAUUGAAAUGCGUAUUCCAGCAGGAGCUGAAUUUGUCAAUCCACAACCUGAAUCAACAAAUCAUUUUGUUAGUGUUUUUGUUUAUCAUCCAGCAUCUCGUACUCUUCACGUUGAUGAUACAAUAAUGUAUGCUGAAAAACCUGGUUUUUUACUUAAAUUAUUUGGUUAUAAAGAUGGUGCACUGGCAUUUCAUCCAUCAAUUAAAAAUUCUGGUCUUUAUCCAACAAGUGAUGCACCAUAUUUAUUUCGUGAUUGGAUGCGUAAAUUACUCAAAGAUUGGCCUUUUGAAAAUAUUUGUUGUGCACAUUUGGGUGUUAAAAUGGGUGGUGCACAUGUUGAUGUUACUACAUUACUUAAUAAUGCUGAAUCAUUAUUUGUUAAACUUAGUGAAAAAAAUCGAAAAAAAAAUCCCGGAGAUGCAAUACCACCUGAUAAUCAUCCAAAUAUGAAUGUUAGUGAUAAUGAAUGUGGAUAG